This is a messenger RNA of Aureobasidium melanogenum CBS 110374, 1278 nucleotides long. RefSeq lists its product as uncharacterized. Bases 1 to 1278 code for a protein of 425 amino acids. The transcript has a single exon. The record is from RefSeq and is a predicted model, not a curated record. NCBI's taxonomy places the organism in Eukaryota, Fungi, Ascomycota, Dothideomycetes, Dothideales, Saccotheciaceae.
AUGUCGACAUACCGCCAUCCCGAGCUGGUAUUGCCAGAUACCCAACCGAGGCUUACACCUCGCAACCAACUCCUUGCCGAGAACAUGCUGAAGACGACAAGAUUACAUGUGAGGCGCCGUAUUCAAUUAUCAGUGCAACAAGCAAACAAGAAGUCCAUAUCGUAUUGGCUUGAUCAGAAACAACAGCACUCGACGCCUGGGAAUCCUGCCUGCGAUCGACUCUUUGCCGUACAAGAACUCGCUGAUGCCAUAUUCGCCCUUCUUGAUGAUUUCCAUGACAUUGCAUGUUGCUUGGCCGUCAAUCGCACUAUUCGACAUGCCGUGCAGCAAUCGGUCGCAUCCGCGAGGAUGUCCCUGCCCUUCGAGGAGUGCGAAGACCCACAUCUGCUCUACAUGGAGAAACAGCUCGACCUUGCUACCGCAACACCGCAUUGGCAAAGACACUCUCAAAGGUUCUUCAUGAACUCUGGUAAUAUUGUCUUCCCGAAAAAUGCUCCAAUGCCAAUGCUGGUUUCGAUCUACGAUGUCGUCAAUACUAUUGGCGAACUUCGAAGAGGUCGUGUUGCCGUCGAUAUGUGGUUCUCGGCCACUGGACAUAGUCCCAAGGAUUUUGCGCUUGAUGGCAGUUGGCUGAAUUUGUCGUUACCUUUGCCGGAUACUGUUGUUUGGAUGGUCAGCAUAACUUGCGAUUGUCACAGGACUGUUUCGUUUCUCAAUCGUCUGGACUACAGCGGAGAAGUAGAUCCACGCACUUACAAAGAUGGCACGCCGCUCGUCUUCCCAUACAAGCUUGUCACUGAGUACGGUGACCACCUAAGGCAAAUCGCUAUGUAUGCAAAGAAGGCGUAUCGGAUGCAUCGCCACUGUCGGAAUGAUUCUGGUGACAUUCCAUCUGGACUGUCUUCUAUCACCUUUGAGGCACUCAAACGUAAGCAGUCUGGCUUUGACUUGAUAGAUCCGUCGACAUAUUCAACUCGCCCCUCACCAAAGUUUCGAGCGAGGUUACCAAAUUUGUGGAGUUCCCAAGAAAUUCCACGCGAGAAGACCAGGAGAGAAAUACUCGAUGCUAUAAUGAUAGAGCUUACAGCCCUUCCGUCAAGCCUCAGCUGGGAUAAAGUGAUGGGAAGUAUAUCGUCUGACGACGAACUUCUCGGGGUUGUCGUUCGAAGAUCAGAACACAUUCCAUCCGAGGAGUUCGUAUAUACUCUGAAGAAACUUGGUCGGCUCUCGGCUUGGGAUAAGUUGAUGGGUCGUACUGAGGUGAAGCUAGGCUACUAA